GCUCAUCUGCAUAAAUUUGCAUGCGUUACAGAAAUACCGGUACCAAGAUGAGGACAGCCCCCCCCUGGAGCAGAGCCCCGCCCACCUGCCCAGCCAGGCCAACUCUCCCCCCGUCAUCGUCAACACCGACACCCUGGAGGCCCCGGCCUAUGUGAACGGCACCGAGGGGGAGAUGGAAUACGAGGAGAUCACUCUGGAGAGGGGGAACUCGGGGCUGGGGUUCAGCAUCGCGGGGGGCACCGACAACCCCCACGUCGGGGACGACCCCGGGAUCUUCAUCACCAAAAUCAUCCCCGGGGGCGCCGCCGCCCAGGACGGGAGGCUCAGGGUGAACGACAGCAUCCUGUUUGUGAACGAGGCCGACGUGCGGGAGGUGCCGCACUCGGCGGCCGUGGAGGCGCUCAAGGAGGCCGGCGCCGUGGUGCGGCUCUACGUGAUGAGGAGGAAGGUCCCGGCCGAGAGGGUGGUGGAGGUCAAGCUCAUCACAGGGCCCAAAGCAACGGUGACAAUAACGGUGACAAUAACGGUGACAAUAACGGUGACGAUAACAGUGAUGAUAACAGUGAUGAUAACAGUGACAGUAACGGUGACAGCAACGGUGACAACAACGGCGACAGAGGUGCCACCAGCGGGGGGGGGGGUGACAGCGGGUGGGGAGGUGACAAUGUGGAGGCGACAAUUCAGGUCUGGGGUCAGCAUCGCGGGGGGCGUGGGCAACCAGCACAUCCCAGGGGACAACAGCAUCUACGUCACCAAGGUCAUCGAGGGGGCGGCGCACAAGGACGGGCGGCUGCAGGUCGGGGACAAGAUCCUGGCCGUGAACAACGUCAGCCUGGAGGACGUCAUGCACGAGGACGCGGUGGCGGCGCUCAAGAACACCUACGACGUGGUGUACCUGCGGGUGGCCAAGGCCACCGUGCCCGGCCUCGGGGACACCUACGGGCCCCCCGACGUCACCGGCUCCUACUCGGCGCACCUGGACUCGGAGCUGCCCCCCCAGAGCUUCCUGGGCCCCGAGUUCCCCCCGGCGCUGACCCCGACGUCCCCGCGGCGCUUCUCGCCCGGCCCCAAGGAGCUGCUGCCCGACGACGACGUGCCCAGGGACCCGCGGCGCAUCGUGAUCCCGCGCGGCUCCACCGGGCUGGGCUUCAACAUCGUGGGCGGCGAGGACGGCGAGGGGAUCUUCAUCUCCUUCAUCCUCGCCGGCGGCCCGGCCGACCUCAGCGGGGAGCUGCGCAAGGGCGACCAGAUCCUCUCGGUGAACGGGGUCGAUCUGCGCGGCGCCACCCACGAGCAGGCGGCGCUGGCGCUCAAGAACGCCGGGCAGUCGGUGACCAUCGUGGCACAGUACCGGCCCGAAGAGUACGGGCGCUUCGAGGCCAAGAUCCACGACCCGGAGCAGCUCCUGAGCAGCAGCCUCGGCUCCGGCAGCGCCUCCCUGCGCAGCGACCCCAAACGCGGCUUCUACGUCCGGGCCCUCUUUGACUACGACAAGGCCAAGGACGUCGGCUUCCUGAGCCAGGCGCUGAGUUUCCGUUUCGGGGACGUUCUGCACGUCCUGGACGCCUCUGACGAGGAGUGGUGGCAGGCCCGGCUGGUGCUGCCCCCCCAGCAGCCCCCCGACAUCGGCUUCGUGCCCAGCAAGCGCCGAGUGGAGCGCCGGGAGUGGACGCGGCUCAAGGCCAAAGAUCGGGGGCCGGGGGCUCAAGGCCGCGAGGACGCUGUGCUGAGCUACGAGACGGUGACGCAGAUGGAAGUUCACUACGCGCGGCCGAUCAUCAUCCUGGGCCCCACCAAGGAUCGCGUCAACGACGACCUCCUGAGCGAGUUCCCCGAGAAAUUCGGCUCCUGCGUGCCCGUGAACACGACGCGGCCCAAGCGCGAGUACGAGGUCGACGGCCGCGAUUAUCACUUCGUGGCCUCGCGGGAGCGCAUGGAGAAAGACAUCCAGGGGCACAAGUUCAUCGAGGCGGGGCAGUACAACAGCCACCUGUACGGCACCAGCGUCCAAUCAGUGAGAGAGGUGGCUGAACAGGGCAAGCACUGCAUCCUGGACGUGUCGGCCAACGCCGUGCGGCGGCUCCAGGCGGCGCAGCUGCACCCGAUCGCCAUCUUCAUCCGGCCCAAAUCGCUGCAGAACGUGCUGGAGAUCUCCAAGCGCGUGAGCGAGGAGCAGGCGCGGAAAGCGUUCGACAGAGCCACCAAACUGGAGCAGGAGUUCACCGAGUGCUUCUCAGCCAUGGUGGAAGGCGACAGCUUCGAGGAGAUUUACCACAAAGUCAAACGAGUCAUCGAGGACCUCUCAGGACCUUUCAUCUGGGUCCCCGCCCGCGAGCGGCUUUAGGGCCGGGGGGGGGACCCCCCAAAAAACCACCCCCCCCCCCAAAAUCCACAGAAACCCCCCCCCCCCAAAAAAACAAAACAACAAAAAACCCCACCAGGACCUGCUGGAUUCCCAAAGCCUUGGGGAGGGGUUGGCUGGUUUUAUUUUUAUUUUAAUUAUUUUUUUGGGGGUUUUUUUGGGGGGGGGAUCCUCUCCGGUGGAUUUUGGGGAGGGGGAAAAACGCCCCCCUGCCCCCCUCCCCCUUGCCCCAAAUUUGGACUCUUGUCAUUUUUUUGUACAUAUUUAAGCUCUAUAUUUGUAACGCCCCGGGGGGCCCCGAAUCGGCCCCUCCCGGCCUCGGACA
Melospiza melodia melodia is the source of this 2687-nucleotide messenger RNA. Its product is annotated as disks large homolog 4-like. Gene Ontology annotation, molecular function: kinase binding. Gene Ontology annotation, biological process: establishment or maintenance of epithelial cell apical/basal polarity; embryo development; postsynaptic neurotransmitter receptor diffusion trapping. Gene Ontology annotation, cellular component: basolateral plasma membrane; postsynaptic density membrane; neuron projection. The record is from RefSeq and is a predicted model, not a curated record. NCBI's taxonomy places the organism in Eukaryota, Metazoa, Chordata, Aves, Passeriformes, Passerellidae.